Molecule: messenger RNA, 2148 nt
Organism: Adineta ricciae
Lineage: Eukaryota; Metazoa; Rotifera; Eurotatoria; Adinetida; Adinetidae
Source: the annotation of a GenBank genome assembly
AUGUAUGCAAAUAGACUAGUUUGGACCUUAUUUGUCGUUUCGUUUCUAAAACCAAUUCGGUGUUCGUUUUGGAAUGAAAUACCUCCGAGAUGCACUUACGAUCGACAAGAAGUGUUUUCAUGCUGGAAUACAACAUUCACGCAUCCGAUUCCUUUAUUCAAUGAUUUAGCUUAUACAUUGCAGAAUCAUCAUGUCGAAAUACGUAAUUCUUAUUUGCAGUUGUCAUUACGUGAUUUAUUUGUACAAGUUGGGACAAAUAUUAAUAAUUUAACAUUGAUUAACAAUACGUUCUCGUCGAAUGCGUUGCAAAUAAACGCGAUUUUCGAAGGUGGAAUCUUUUUUCGUGUACUCGAAAGUCUGCAAAUUCAUGAUCAAUUAGGUUUGCAAUGGUCACAAUUGAAUGGCUCUUACUUUCCGCAAUUGUACAAACUUGAUCUGUCGUAUAAUCGAAUAACUGAUGAACAGAAACUUGUUUUUGAUCAUCAAUUCUAUCCUCGACUUCGAUAUUUGAAUUUAUCGCACAAUCGAUUGAAAUCAAUUAAAAAUCUCCUUGGGAAUAGUUUAAACGAUACUGAAACACUCAUUCUUUCUCAUAAUCCCUUAGAAUUGAUCUCGUCCACUCAGUUAGAACGCUUUCAAUCUCUUCGACAUCUUGAUUUAUCGUUCACAGCAAUGAAGCAGCUAUUCAGUCUAACAUUAUUACCCGAUUUGCAAACAUUUAUUUGCCAAGAUUGUCGACAUCUUCCAACUUGGGAGUAUGAAACAUUCUUUCAAAAUUGCUCGCAAACAAAUCACCAAUUAACCAUCGAUUUAACCAAUUCGAAUAUUCAUUCUAUGAAACUCUUUAAUCCGUAUGUCAAAUGUUUGAAAAAUCUGAUACUGAACAAUCAAAAUCUAGUUGAUUCAAUCACCACUCAUGAUCUGUUAUUCAGUACCGAUCUUGCGAGUAUUCAAGCCAAAGGCAAUUAUGAUAUCGAUUAUGUUCAUUUGAAUGUUUACGAUCACUUAGUUUCGAUUGAUUUCAGUGAAAAUAUCUAUCUGAACCAAGUUAUUCUUCGCCUUUCGUCGAACUAUACACAUUUACAACGUUUAAUCCUUUCUCACACAGCCUUAAAUGACUUUUCUGUGGAUUUUUAUAAUACAACAUUGAAAUAUCUACAUAUCGACUAUGUCGACAUGAGUUACAGUCGUUUGGAAACAUUGGAUUUCUUGAAAUAUCUCACAUUUCAUACAUUGGACGUGAGUUAUAAUCUUCUAAAAAUCGUUGAUAUCGAUUCGAUACAUUAUCGUCGCGGAAUGUAUGAUCUCGCCUUAAUGAACAUGAUCAACAUGUCCUCGAACGGUAUGGAAUACGUGAAAAUCAAUUGGGAAAAUGAAUCGCCACAUACGAUUGAUCUGUCCAACAAUAAUCUCGAAACUGUGGAGUUGCACGGCCAAACAAGUUAUACGGUUCUACUCGCGAAUAAUUCAAAACUGUCCUUGAGUAAAUCGACAUUUAAUGUCGAUUUACCUGUAGUACAAUAUCUCGAUUUAACGUCUAUUCAUCUCGAUUCAUUCGAAUAUCUCAUCUAUCUGCACAAUCUCUCGAAUAUUCAUACUUUGCUCUUGGACAACAAUCGUUUGUUGGAACAACAUCGAACUCUGAAUUGGCAUGUUUUCUAUCCAUGGCAUCAGUACUUAACUCAUCUUUCCUUGCGAAACAUGUCACUCGAACAAAUCGAUUCCGGUGCGCGUCUCAAUGAUUUCUAUCAUUUGUUAACUAUCGACUUCUAUCUCAAUCCACUCAAAUGUGAUUGUGAAUUUCAUCCAUUUGUUCAAUGGUUGCAAGUACCACCGCCGCCUCUAUUAGAUUUCUAUGAGCCAUUACAAAAACUGCUUCGUAUUAAUUGCCCAGUUUCAUUAUUCGAUAUGCAAUGUGAUGACCAGAAUAGCUCCCAAGGAAGAAAACUUUCUUCGAUCGUACAUUCGUCGAUUUUUAAAAUCUUUUUUCUCUUAACUCUCUUUACUUUGAUCGUAUACACAACAUUCAAACUCAUUGAUCGACGCAUGAAACGAGUACGUUCAAGAUUCUAUCAACGUGUCUAUACAGAUGGAGAUAUUAUAACGUUGAACGAACGACACAUUAUUCACAAGACUGACGACGACUAA